Molecule: messenger RNA, 1914 nt
Organism: Suillus fuscotomentosus
Lineage: Eukaryota; Fungi; Basidiomycota; Agaricomycetes; Boletales; Suillaceae
Exons: 2
Coding region: 223-1773 (516 amino acids)
Source: RefSeq, a predicted model, not a curated record
GAGGAAUUCCGGUUGCUUUGCUUGAUCCUUCGCUCUGUGUUACUGGAUGCCUACACUGUGGCUACUUCUCUUCCGGCCCAGAAUUCUUCAGAUUCCAGGCUAUCAUCCGAUGAUCAAUAUCGUCUCACCCUAUCUGCAGAACAGCUUGAGGCCAGUCAGUUGCUUCUUAAUCUAUUAAGACAGUUGAAGCACGACGAUCCAAAAAUCAAAGACGGCAUUGAAAUGGUUCUCUUCUCGGUAUACAUGCCGAAAAACACCCUUCAAAUGUUCGACGACAGUUAUAUAAACCCAGUGGUCGCCUAUAUCUGCCUUCGGUCGGUUGAUAGUGAUGGCGGAUUUCUACCACCCUCACUGCUCACCAAUCCUCAUGUCAAGACCCAGUUCUGCAUACGUCUGUUCAUUUUGGAGUUCAUUCGGCAGCAAUAUCAAGCAUACGUACGGAGUCUGGCAGCUCCUCCGGCUGCAGAGAUAAAGAUCAAGCGUACGAGGCGUGGAGGGAUUGUAUUGGAUGAUGAAGAUGAAGUCGCAGGAGUGAGAGCAUCCGGGAAGAUGCCCACCGAAAUGAUCUUAGCGCAAGGUUUGGAGGACGAUGGAGAACCAUGGAUGAAAUAUGCGUCAACUAUUAUCACCCGGUGGGCUACCGAAGGACAGAUAUCUCCCUUUGCUGUUACCAGAGAAUGGAUUCGUGCCCUGAGCAAUGUCGCAAGAAAUGCUCCAGCUCCUGCGAUGGUGGUGUGGGAUGAUGCUGGCCAACAGGUCCGGUUACAAGGACAAAUCAUCAACAUCUCUGAAUAUAAGAUAAAGCUCCAAGGCACGCUGCAGGACGCCCUUACUUUCAUGCAUCAAAAGGUUCUACGUGGCCUGCCCCUGCCUCCAAGUGCCCUCGGCAUUCCCAACAAUGAUAGUUACAACCAAACAACGCGGGGCUACGGUCUAUUCACGUAUUCCCAGGAAGACUUAGACAACCCUGACCAUCCUGCUUCGUGCUUCCUCGAAGCCCUCUGUGUCCAGGGCGUUCUUUGCAGAAGCACCGAUGAUGGUGAUAUUUUGUGGGAUCAAGCCGAGGUUGCACGGUGGUCAAGUGACAUUUCUUAUAUGCUUUCCCAACUCUACAUUCUCCUACAUAUGCUCUCCCCGCCCGGUCGAGGAACAGAGGAAAUUUUGUGGCAGUAUGCCAACUCUGCUGACAGCCGCCGUCACCUAUUUCAGUCCCGGACGUUGAAAAGUCUGGUGAUGAUAGGGAAUUACGACAAGGGUACCACUACUACAGGACUGCAUAAGUGCAUUGUGCGGGUCAUCCACACCAAAGUAGCAGAGCUACUUGCGAUCUACCUUCGCGUCAUCAGGCCCAUGGAACUAUUACUUGCACUUACAUUUCAGGAGGGCAGGCUGGACAGAGAGGCCGAAAUUGCUCAUCUCUACCAGACUCGGCUUUUUGUGUCCUUUGGCAAGGCAUGGACCCCACAGCGCCUUUCUGACGUCAUUCAUGACUGGUACACGACCCAUCUUGGAUUGCCUAUUGGCAUGAGGCUGCACAGGCAUUUUGCGCAGGCGCUCCAACGACGUCUUUAUUCCAAACCGGGCAUGGACCCUGGUACACAAUUAUUGUCUGAAACAGCCAACCAGGCAUUAGGUCACGGCCGAGAGGCUGGUGAAAUGAAUUACGCUAGGGAAGACGGUGAUAUAUUGACGAUGUCCCAGCAAGAGCUGUUUGAAAGGGUGGGAAGAGACUGGAUGGUAUUUCUUGGGUUUGAAGCACCUGAAGCGUUGUAAUAUUUUUCACCCAGGCCAAUUAUAAAUGACAAUCUUUUGUAUACUUUUGACAAGAUCUUUCCACAUGUCAUUUGCACAAUAUCAACAGACACAGUGUAUUUACAGUUGCAGAAUUCCCCGAUGGACGCCGUGUUCCAUAUA